UAUUGGGGCAAGAGCACCGUGUACGAGCAGGACGGCAAUGCCGGGUCGUGCGGACACUGGAAUUCGGAUAGCGACUUCGUCGCCGCGCUCGGCAAUGCCUGGAUGAACCACGAGUACAAGGGGCCGCAAUGUGGUCGGCAGAUCGAGGUCAGGCACGUCGGUAGCGAUUACGGAGUGGACGGCGAGGGAAACUCGAUCAUCGUGACGGUCGAGGACACGUGCGAGUCUUGCGACUCAAACCACGUCGAUCUGUCGAUUGCCGCCUGGAACGCCAUAACGAACGACGCGCCGCACGGCCAGUUCCACAUUGAAUGGUAA
This is a messenger RNA of Lasiosphaeria miniovina, 318 nucleotides long. RefSeq names its product RlpA-like double-psi beta-barrel-protein domain-containing protein-containing protein. The annotation marks the transcript as partial. The transcript has 2 exons. The record is from RefSeq and is a predicted model, not a curated record. Lineage: Eukaryota; Fungi; Ascomycota; Sordariomycetes; Sordariales; Lasiosphaeriaceae.